Molecule: messenger RNA, 1332 nt
Organism: Racocetra fulgida
Lineage: Eukaryota; Fungi; Glomeromycota; Glomeromycetes; Diversisporales; Gigasporaceae
Source: the annotation of a GenBank genome assembly
AUGUCAGAGUGUUCUGCUAGGCAUCCGCAGCAGUUAUUCACAGAAAACAGACAACUCUCGGUUACAGUUCCAACUUCUCCCCGUAAAGAAAAUAUCAAUAAAAGCAGCGAGAAUCUUAGUAACGUUAGCGCUUCGAUGUCUUCAAAUAACGUGGCGACCGGUUGUGAUCAGGAGAACUUUAUUCCACAACUACCACAACCUCAAUACAAAACUUCAAAGGGUGGUAACCCAGUUCCAAGUUUUGAGUAUCUAUCAUAUGAUAGGGUUCAGGACCUAUACGAACAAAACAAAGGCACCUUAUAUUUUAUUCCUGAAGGUUUCGAACCUGUUUUAGUUCCUAAUGAUGCUAAAGCCACAUCCGUAACAAAUUUAUUGGAAAAUGCGAAACCAGUAUCUGCUGCUCCUAACGUUCCAAGGAUGCUUCCUGAUACUGACGUUCGACUACCUUCUUUCGCUCUUCCAUGUGGUGUUGCUGGUCCUACUCCAAAAACCACUUCUACUAACUCGAAAACUAAAAUUAAAAAGCCUCCAAGACCCCCAAACGCUUUUAUCCUUUAUAGAAGAGCGAAGCAACCUGGAAUAGUUGCUAAAAAUCAAGGAAUUACUAACAAUGAAGUAUCAAAGGAAAUCGGUAGAAUGUGGCAUGACGAACCUCAAGAGGUUCGUUCUAAGUUCCAGAAAAUGGCUGAUGCUGCCAAACAGGAACAUAUGAAAAAAUAUCCUGAGUAUAGAUACAGACCACGAAGACCCCAAGAAAGAAAGCGCAGAAUUCAACCACGUGAAGACUCACCAUCAGCUCAAGGGUCUACACCAACCUUACCUUCUCAAAAUUUGUCUAUGAUCGACGCCUCAGCGUUCUUCCCAAGGCGCGUUUCCUCAAUAUCUACUGACGGGGAAAAUUCAGAGAUAUUUACUCCAACCACCAUGUUGAACCACAACAUUAACAUCAUUCAACACCCUCAACAUCAACAAUUGUUGUAUGCAGAUAGUCCGUUGAGUGGUUCUCCUCAACAAUAUUUAGAUUCUUCAAUGGCAAAAUAUGAUUAUUCAUACAUGGAUGAUUCUAACUCAUUCGAUGGCAGCCCUGUAUCCACUGCAACCACAACAUUUGUAAAUACACACACUCCCAUGACAACAUCUGGUGGCAUGAUUGACUUUAGCGUAUUUGAUUCUUCAAAUCCUCCCGCGCCGGGAGAAGCCAUGAACUAUCUUGAUAUGGGUGACUAUAUUGAGGCUUUUGACCAAUAUGAAAACAUGGCUUCGCUUAACUAUAUCUCGGCGGCUGAUGAACAGUUUAUCCGAAAUCAACAAUUCGUGAAACUCGAUUAUUAA